UAACCAGGAUGCUAUAUAGGUCACCAAGGCCUAGAUAUGCAAGACCACCUCCAUAUUCUCCUAAGCCGCUACAUGACGGCUAUCAGUGGGAUACAGCACAUUGUGAUGGCAAUCAAAACAGUUUUCCUAUUCACCCCUCACGAAAUGGAAAUAGUCACCAUCCUCUCAGGGGACUCAGACCUACAGCAGGAUCUUAUCCAAGGCACAGCAUACAACAACCUCCAAUAAGAGCUCCAAUGAGAGCUCCAACUCGAGUGCAGAGACCUCCUUUUCACACACAGAGACCUCCAUUUCAAGACCACAGACUUUCGCUUGAUGGACAGAGUCGUCCACCACAAUUUUAUUAUUAUAUUAGACCUCAACAGCAUCAGCUUCCUCCCCAGUUAAAUUCUAGUUAUGGUUAUUACAGAGAUGCUUAUUGGACUGAGGAAUCUGAGUAUGAUCCUUACAACAUAGAAACGGGACAGAGUCAAGACCUCUACGAUCCAUACAAUUUAGAAUCAGAUGUUGUGCCAUAUAAUACAACACAAACCAACGACUUGACACUGGUAACAAACAAAUCAGAACCAGUGGUUAACGCCUGGACCAACUCGUCCUCAGAACCAGUGGUCAGGAAUAAAGAGUUGGAUGAUUGGGUGCCAUCAUCAGCCGAGACCAGGGUUACCCCGGCAGCUGGGGAUAAAGAGGUGUCAUAUGAAGAGUAUGAGAAAUGGAGGCAUGAUAAAGGGGUUGGGUUUAAGGGAGGUGUUGGUAUAAAGAGGAAGAUGCACAAAGCUCCUAAGGGGGUGUUUACUGCAGCUGGUAAACAUCCUAUUGGUGCUCUCAAGGAGAAAAUACCCACUUGUGAAUUUACCGAGGAAUGCCGGGAGAGGAAUGACGAGCUGAAGUAUUGGAAGCUAACAGCCUCUGUCAAGUUCUCUGGCUACAAGUUCCUGGGGUACGGUGUUACGAUGAAGAUUGCUAAAGCUGAAGCUGCUAUUAAAGCUCUGACUUACCUUGAUGUUCUCGGUAUCCCUAAUAUGAUGGAUCACAUUGUGAGUGAGGACUAUCUGGUGAAACAGAAACUGAUGGAAAGUGUACUGAGGGAGGAGCAGGAGCAGGAGGGUGUUGAGGAACCCUGGUAUAUCAAGGUGGACGAUCAAGCGGAGUCCAGUGUCCCUGUUUUCAGACCUCGAGAGUUGCCGACCCCGGAGACGCACCCCACAAUGUUCUUAAACCAGUGGUUUGGGCCAGAGGUCAGGUGUGAGUACGAGAUAGAGAACCCCGGUUUCAAACCACAGAUAUUUUCCUGUACCAUGACUGUUCAGGACAGGUCCUUCCAGGGCUCUGGACCCUCUAAGAAGGAAGCUCAAAGAAUCACAGCUGCUCUGACACUCCGCAGACUAGAAAAGGACCCGCCUCCAAUAGACAACAGAAAGUUAUCCAAGAGAAAAGGGAAAAAACCGAAGAAACCUAAAACUAUGUCGGGGGUUGCUGAUUUUCCUACACUUCCCAGCAAAAUACCACGUUCAGGACUACGGACUGAAGAUACGGUUCCUGUUGGGGAUAGUUCAUCAGGAGGAGCUGUAACGGGUUUUAUACCUGCUGAGAGUAACUCUGUGACGUCACUAGAUGUGACGUCAUCAGAUAUGACGUCAUCAAAAAAUGUUGCAUCUUCAGAAAAUGUCGCGCCACCAUCUGUUGCUUCAACCACGAUCACAACCACUGAGAAAGUGGUUGGAGGCUCCACAAGUAACACGUCCGCUCCUAUACAAAUUCUGAAGAAGCCAAUAGAAAUCAGCAACAACAAUAAAACCAGUAAGCCUAAUUUUAGUGGGAACAAACAGACUUGGAAGAUCGGAGGAAAGAGAACAGAUCAACCCACUGGCAACUACAAUUCUAACAACUUUUCAGCCGAUAGAAACAAUUACAUCUCCUCGAAUAACUACUCUCAUCCUAACAAUAACUGGUCCAUUAAUUCUGACAACAAUAAUUACAACAAUAAUUACAACAAUAAUUACAACAAUAGUUACAACAAUGAUAGUGGGUACAGUGCACAGGGAUAUCAGGGACAGUACCCGCAAGUACCCGCACCAAGCUAUCAGUACCCGCAGGCGGGCUACACCCACACUUCUUACAAUGGGUACAACCCGCCGUUACCUAAUUUCACCCCUCCUCCUCCUCCUCCUCCUCCUUCGUAACCAUGCAGUGUGGCUAAUGCAGUUUAAUGCUUCAUAUUGAAUCUGUUAUUUUGCUGUAAGUCGUAAUUUAUAUGGUUUCAAAACGUUGGAAUUUGAAUUAAAACUUUGGAAUUUGAAUUAAAACUCUGAGGUUAAUUGUUGUUACAAUAUUAUUUGGAAAUAGUCCUUGUGGUCGAAUUUCUUGAUUCCUGCAUUCAUUGUUUUAUGGAUAUUUUUGUUUUUGUGAUCAUAAUAAUAUAAUAUAUUUGGGAAUACAGCUCGUCUGAAAUGAUUCUCUCAUUUAUGGAUCUUGUCAGCAAAACAUUCAAUUGAUUUAAAAAUUACAAUACGAUUACAAUACGAUUUGCUAACUUAAAAUAUGAAAUACAAUUAGCUAGAAAAUGGGAAAGAUAAAGAAGGGCAAGGGCUCCAGAAUCUCACAUCCUUACGUUGCUAAAGUGCAAAAUGAUUCCAAUCUAAAUGCUUUAGAUGGCCCACCAAAGAAAAGUGUGGAAAAGUCAGAAAAGAAAGACGCUAUCACGUGUCUGAAGAACGAACUGAAACCUAAAACUAAGAAAAAGAGGAUGAAAGAAAAGAGUCAGAAAUGGAAGGAGAAAUUGGAAAAUAUUAAAAAAGCUAAAGAUGAAGAGAUAGCUAAAGCUAAGCGGGAGAAGACUAAGAUAACUGGGGACAUGCAGCCCUUAUCAAACGAACUAACAUCAAUAUUUAGCAGUAUAAUGGCCGAUAAGAAAAUUAAUCUCAAUAUUCGGCCAACUGCUAAGCAAGAUGACACUCCUUAUAAUCCAUUCCAAUCAAACGUGGACCACUUCAAAUCAGUUUUAUCCAACAAGAACUUCAAAGAUAAUCCCUUGUCAGCUGUAAAAGCACACAUCCUAAGAACUAAUGCUAUGCAUAGGACUUGAAUACGACUUUUUUAAAGGAUUCCUUUCAUUUUGGAAUGGUUAUAUAUUCUGAUAGUUUACAUGUUUUAGAUUUCUCAGAUGAAUUAAAGAAGCUGGAUUUGUUAACCUGUCAAUCUCCAUCUGAAGGUGUAAAAUCCAU
Bolinopsis microptera is the source of this 3221-nucleotide messenger RNA. RefSeq lists its product as uncharacterized. Lineage: Eukaryota; Metazoa; Ctenophora; Tentaculata; Lobata; Bolinopsidae. The coding region runs from base 9 to 2180 and encodes 723 amino acids. The transcript is spliced from 10 exons. The record is from RefSeq and is a predicted model, not a curated record.